AUGACAACGAUAGUGGACAGAACGCCCAACGGCAUAAUCUACCGCGCUGCGAAGACCUAUCCUAUCCCAGACCUCGACAUCCUCACCCUCCUCUUCGGUACACCACCCAAAGUCUCCACAAUUCCACGUGAUCUCGCGCCCCCAAUGUACUCUGAACACUCUCUCGUCAAGGAAGAGACACCCAUACACAUCUCCGCCGCGAACCCAAACCAUGUUCUGACAGUCGCUCGCGCUCGCUCACUUACGCGUUCCACUGCUGCCGCCCUGCGGAACCACUUCUCCAUAGGAGCUUCCGGUCCAGGACGUGACAUCUGCUCAGUCAUAUCGACAGGGCAUUACCUCCUCCCUGUUCUCGCAUACGGUAUCAUAGGCGCCGAGGGUGUUUUGAGUGCGGCUUCUGCUGCAUCUACCGCAAGCGAAUUGAGCAAGCAGAUCAUAGGCGCGAAGAGCAAGGUACUAGUCACAUGUGAGACAACAAGAGAUAUUGCGGUACGAGCGGCUGAAGACGCUGGAUGGGGCAAGAAUGGAGGGGGGAGAGUGCUAUUGAUGAGUGAGGGCGCGGAAUGGGAGCUCAGGAUCGUUCAGGGCGAUGAGUCGUUGGGUGAGAACCUGAUUGACAAGAGCCAGAAAUUGGCAUGGCAGAAGAUAACGGAUCCGGAUGAAUUGGAGAAUAGCUUGGUAGUUCUGAUAUACUCCAGCGGGACGACUGGCCUGCCCAAGGGCGUCAAACUGUCUCACCGCAACCUUGUCGCGGAAGCUGUCAUUCCCGGUGACAUGUUCAAAUCCUGGAUCUCGUCCUCACGCCCAGACUUCUCAUACCGCACCAUUGCCCACCUUCCCAUCGCCCACAUCGCAGGCAUCCAAGGCUACCUCAUCAACCCCUUCUACAUGGGCGGUCCCGUGUACUGGAUGCCUCGCUUCGACUUUACGCAAUUCCUCGAGUACAACGCAAAGUACAGGAUAACGUUCUUCUUCACCGUUCCCCCCAUCUAUCUUCUCAUCGCCAAGAGUCCCCUCGUCACAGACCAAUUCAAGUCCCUUGAGAUCGCCAUAUCCGGUGCCGCGCCACUGGGCAAGGACUUACAACACGCUGCGAGCCAGAAACUCGGCGGCCCAAAUUGUUUCAUUAGCCAAACCUGGGGCCUCAGCGAGACUACUGGUUCCGCGACUAUUAUGCCCAUGCAGAUGACCGACGACACGGGUUCUGUCUCCCCUCUGAUCCCUAACAUGCUUGCACGCCUUGUCGACGAUGCAGGCGCGGAUGUCGAGCCCGGAAAACCAGGCGAAGUCCUGGUCAAAGGACCGGUUGUGUGUAAAGGAUACUACCAAAAUGGAGCCGCGAACAAGGAGGCAUUCGUAGACGGGUGGUUUUGUACGGGGGAUAUUGCAGAGUUUCGGGAUGGGCUGUUCUAUAUCGUCGAUCGCAAGAAGGAACUCAUCAAAUACAAGGGACUGCAAGUUGCACCUGCGGAACUGGAAGCACUGUUGCUUAGCCAUCCGAAUGUGAUGGAUGCGGCGGUUAUUGGGGUCGAUGUUGAGGGUGAGGAGGGCACGAGUGAGGUGCCCAGGGCGUAUAUUGUUGCUGAUCAGAAGAAGACCUCGGGACAGCAGAUAAUUGAGUACGUGAAGGGGAUUGUGGCGAAUCACAAGCAGCUAAGGGGCGGGGUUGUGUUUCUCGACACGGUGCCAAAGAGUCCGAGUGGAAAGAUUUUGAGGAAGGACUUGAGGGCGUUGGCGAAGAGGGAGAAGGGAGCGAAGCUGUAA
This is a messenger RNA of Didymosphaeria variabile, 1764 nucleotides long. RefSeq lists its product as uncharacterized. The transcript is spliced from 3 exons. Gene Ontology annotation, biological process: secondary metabolic process. The coding region runs from base 1 to 1764 and encodes 587 amino acids. The record is from RefSeq and is a predicted model, not a curated record. Gene Ontology annotation, molecular function: CoA-ligase activity. NCBI's taxonomy places the organism in Eukaryota, Fungi, Ascomycota, Dothideomycetes, Pleosporales, Didymosphaeriaceae.